This is a messenger RNA of Etheostoma cragini (Arkansas darter), 731 nucleotides long. RefSeq names its product protein TALPID3-like. The transcript has 2 exons. The record is from RefSeq and is a predicted model, not a curated record. The coding region runs from base 50 to 715 and encodes 221 amino acids. Gene Ontology annotation, cellular component: centriole; ciliary basal body. NCBI's taxonomy places the organism in Eukaryota, Metazoa, Chordata, Actinopteri, Perciformes, Percidae. Gene Ontology annotation, biological process: smoothened signaling pathway.
UUUUAUAUAUUUUAUAUAUUUUAGAGAGGACUGGGCUCCCGGUGUUUCCAUGGCAACCCAACCGGCUGCAGGAAGUCCCCACCGGGCCUCGGCCAAUCACAGUCGAGCGGCGGCGAGGACAGCCAAUGAGAUGCUGAGGGAGAUGAGACGUUUGAAAACGGAGAUGAAGACGCUGCUGAACCCAGAAAACUCUCCAAGAACCACCAGACAUGGACCAGACCACCACCACUCCCAACCAGACCAAUUACUGUCCCAGUCCCAACAAACUGAGUCCCAACAAGCCCAGUCCCAGUCCCACCAAAGACCUUUCCUACAGUCCCAGUCCCAACAUCCUGAGUCUCAUCAACCUGAGUCCCAACAAACCCGGUCCCACCAAACCCAGUCCCACCAAACCCAGUCCCAGUCCUACCAAAGACCUUCGCUACAGUCCCAACAAAACCCCUCUCAUCCAAACCGUUUACAAUCCCAAACGUCUCAGUCCCAGUCCCAACAUAAUCCGCCCCAUCACACCCAGUCCCAGUUCUCCCAGCAGCCCCGGCCCGCGCUGGACCGAAGGAGGCCCGUGGUCCCGUCCAUGUUGGAGGAGGCAAGUCUGGUUCUUCGUCAGGUUCGGAGACGGAAGAAGGUUCUAGAGGAGAACCUGGAGUCUCUGAGGAGAGCCAAGUCCGGAGAGGUUCUGCACUGCCAACUGGAGGCGCUAGCUGCUAACAGGUAGCUAAUGCUAACAGGCU